UUGAGGGACUCAGGCCAGUGGAAGGAGACGUGUUGCCCCACCCCGUAGAGAAGCAGCAGUAAGAGCAGCAACCAUCAGCCAAGGAAGACCAGCUGCGUUUCCACAGAGACCUGGGCAGGGCAGCCCUGCCAAAGCAGACGGAGGGGCUGCGGGCUGUUCGCCGAGUGGGUCCCAAGAGUGGAGCAAGCCGAGUGGCUAGCGAGGAUGCUCGGCGUCUGCCGCCCGUCUUCGCCGCCGUUGCUGUUGCUGUUCCCGCUACUGCUACUGCCCGGAGGGGCGCUCAGGAGCGGGCUGGGUGGCACGGUAGCGAGCGAAGUGAAUUUAUUGGAUUCAAGAUCAGUUAUGGCAGAUCUUGGAUGGAUUGCAUAUCCAAAGAAUGGGUGGGAAGAAAUUGGUGAGGUGGAUGAAAAUUAUGCACCAAUCCACACAUAUCAAGUGUGCAGAGUGAUGGAACAGACUCAGAAUAAUUGGCUUUUGACAAGCUGGAUCUCUAACAAAGGAGCCUCGCGGAUCUUCAUUGAACUAAAAUUUACCCUUAGAGACUGUAACAGCCUUCCAGGAGGUCUUGGAACUUGCAAAGAGACUUUUAAUAUGUAUUACUUUGAAUCUGAUUAUGAAGAUGGGAGGAAUGUGAAAGAAAACCAAUACAUCAAGAUUGAUACCAUUGCAGCAGAUGAGAGUUUUACAGAAUUAGAUCUUGGAGAUAGAGUCAUGAAGCUAAAUACAGAGGUGAGAGAUGUUGGACCUCUAACCAAAAAGGGCUUUUACCUUGCUUUCCAGGAUGUGGGUGCCUGCAUUGCACUGGUAUCUGUCCGGGUCUAUUACAAAAAAUGCCCUCUGGUGAUUCGAAACCUUGCCAUCUUUCCUGACACCAUCACUGGAGCUGAUUCUUCACAGCUACUAGAAGUCUUAGGGUCAUGCGUGAACAAUUCAGUGACUGAUGAACCCCCACGGAUGCAUUGCAGUGCUGAAGGGGAAUGGCUGGUGCCUAUUGGAAAAUGCCUAUGUAAGGCAGGAUAUGAGGAGAAGAACAGCACCUGUCAGGCAUGCCAGCUGGGUUUCUUUAAAAAUUCAUCCCAAACUCAAGGAUGCACCAAAUGCCCUCCACACAGUUUCACACGUGAAGAAGCAUCAACAUCCUGUAUUUGUGAAGAGAAUUAUUUCCGAAAGGAAUCUGAUCCACUCACUAUGGCUUGUACAAGACCCCCCUCUGCACCUCGGAGUGCCAUCUCAAAUGUUAACGAAACUAGUGUCUUUCUGGAAUGGAUUCCUCCUGCUGAUUCUGGUGGAAGGAAAGAUGUGUCUUAUUAUAUUGCAUGCAAGAAGUGCAACUGGCACUCUGGGCUCUGUGAGGCAUGUGGCAGUCAUGUCAGGUACCUUCCACAUCAAAACAACCUGAAAAACACCUCUGUGAUGAUGGUAGACCUGCUUUCUCACACAAAUUAUACCUUUGAAAUUGAGGCAGUGAAUGGUGUGUCCGGCCAGAAUCCAGCAACACGGCACUUUGUUUCAGUCAAUGUAACCACAAACCAGGCAGCACCAUCUCCAAUCAUGAAUGUGAAACAAGGGAAAGUCGCCAAAAAUAGCAUUUCAUUCUCCUGGCAGGAACCAGAUCGACCCAAUGGCAUCAUUCUGGAAUACGAAAUCAAAUAUUUUGAAAAGGAUCAGGAGACCAGUUAUACCAUCAUCAAAUCCAAGCAGACAAGAAUUACAGCUGAUGGCUUGAAACCGGCUUCAGUAUACGUUUUCCAGAUUCGUGCUCGUACCUCAGCCGGUUAUGGUGGCUUCAGUCGAAGAUUUGAGUUUAAAACGAGCCCAGUGUUAGUUGCAUCUAGCGAUCAGCGUCAGAUCCCUAUAAUUGCUGUAUCUGUUACUAUGGGAGUGAUUCUUUUGGCUGUUGUAAUUGGUUUCCUUCUCAGUGGAAGGCGGUGUGGCUAUAGCAAAGCUAAACAAGAUCCUGAAGAAGAAAAAAUGCACUUUCAUAAUGGUCACAUUAAACUACCAGGAGUAAAGACCUAUAUUGAUCCACAUACCUAUGAAGACCCUAAUCAAGCUGUUCAUGAAUUUGCCAAAGAAAUAGAAGUGUCAUACAUAUCAAUUGAGAGAGUUAUUGGAGCUGGUGAAUUUGGCGAAGUAUGCAGUGGGCUCUUGAAACUUCCUGGGAAAUGUGAGUUGCCAGUGGCCAUUAAAACCCUGAAAGUGGGCUACACUGAGAAACAAAGACGGGAUUUCUUGGGAGAAGCAAGCAUAAUGGGGCAGUUUGAUCAUGCCAACAUUAUACACUUGGAAGGCGUGGUAACAAAGAGUAAACCAGUCAUGAUUGUAACUGAAUAUAUGGAAAAUGGAUCCUUGGAUACAUUUUUAAAGAAGAAUGAUGGGCACUUUACUGUAAUUCAGUUGGUUGGUAUGCUCCGAGGAAUAGCAUCCGGGAUGAAGUAUUUGUCUGACAUGGGAUAUGUGCAUAGAGACUUGGCUGCCAGAAAUAUCCUAAUCAACAGUAAUUUAAUGUGUAAAGUGUCAGACUUUGGACUGUCUCGAAUUCUUGAAGACGAUCCUGAAGCUGCUUACACAACAAGGGGAGGGAAAAUCCCAAUCCGAUGGACAGCUCCUGAAGCUAUAGCCUUCCGCAAAUUUACCUCUGCCAGUGAUGUCUGGAGCUAUGGGAUUGUGAUGUGGGAAGUAGUGUCCUAUGGAGAGAGACCCUACUGGGAGAUGACCAAUCAAGAUGUGAUUAAGGCUGUUGAAGAAGGCUAUCGUUUGCCAAGUCCCAUGGACUGCCCAGCUGCUCUCUAUCAGCUAAUGUUAGAUUGCUGGCAGAAGGACCGAAAUAGCAGGCCCAAAUUUGAUGAAAUAGUCUGCAUACUGGAAAAGCUCAUUCGGAAUCCUAGUAGCCUGAAAACAUUGGUGAACACAUCAAGCAGAAUUUCAAAUUUAUUAGGGGAACACAGCCCACUUGGAAAUGGUGUCUACAGAUCUGUAGGUGAAUGGCUGGAAGCCAUCAAAAUGGGACGGUACACAGAGAUUUUCAUGGAAAAUGGAUACAGUUCCAUGGAUGCUGUGGCUCAGGUGACACUGGAGGAUUUGAGGCAUCUUGGAAUCACACUUGUUGGGCACCAGAAGAAGAUAAUGAACAGCCUUCAAGAAAUGAAGGUCCAGCUGGUAAAUAGGAUGGUGCCACUGUAA
Molecule: messenger RNA, 3183 nt
Organism: Ahaetulla prasina
Lineage: Eukaryota; Metazoa; Chordata; Lepidosauria; Squamata; Colubridae
Gene: EPHA5
Product: EPH receptor A5
Exons: 17
Coding region: 205-3183 (992 amino acids)
Biological process (GO): cell surface receptor protein tyrosine kinase signaling pathway; axon guidance; protein phosphorylation
Cellular component (GO): plasma membrane; neuron projection
Molecular function (GO): transmembrane-ephrin receptor activity; ATP binding; protein binding
Source: RefSeq, a predicted model, not a curated record